UGCCUCACACAUACACACACACUGCCCCAGUCAUGAACUAGUAAAGGUGCAGGAGUCACUACUACUUGGCUUGGAUAAGGAAUGUAAAUGUCUGAGGACAAGGAAGCCCAGGAGGAUGAGUUGCUUGCUUUGACAAGUAUUUAUGAUGAAGACGAGUUUCACCGGGCGGAGUCGGCUCAGGGGGGAGAGAUACAACUCCUCCUGGAGCUCCCCCCUGACUUCAAAGUUGUUGUCAAAGGAGAAAGGGAGAUGGAAUAUAACAUCUGCUUCUUACCUCAUUUGGUUCUGAACUUUGAGCUUCCUGCAGACUAUCCAUCCACAUCCUCUCCAGUCUUCACCCUCAGCUCUAAAUGGAUGACCAGAACACAGAUGAGUGCUCUGUGCAGACGCCUGGAUGAGCUUUGGGAGGAGAACCAAGGCUGUGUGAUUCUCUUCACAUGGAUCCAGCUUCUCAAAGAGGAGGCUCUAAACUUCCUGGGAAUCCAAUCUCCUCUUGAAGUCAUCAGAGCAGGAAGUAAGACAGGUGGUGAGCGCAGGAAAAUCAACCCAGCAGCCACAGCUGUGGCGCAAUGUGGGAGUACGUCUGAAAACUCAGAGGAGAAUAAAAUAGAAAUGAAGAAGAAAAAGUCGGAUCUGAAUUUGUCUUCAACUUCUCAUCUGGACCCGAGGGCUGUCCUGUUGAUGGACCCACGUGCCGACCUCCUACCUCAGCUCCUGGACUUUGAUGAGGCACAGCGCCAGAGAGUGUUUGACGGCAAGGUGUUCUGCUGUGGGAUUUGCUUUGUGGAGAAGCUGGGCUCCAACUGCCUCUGCUUUAAGGAAUGCCAGCAUGUCUACUGCAAGGCCUGCAUGACUGAAUACUUCCAGAUCCAAAUACGAGAUGGCAACGUUCAGUGCCUUAACUGCCCUGAGCCCAGAUGUACCUCCUUAGCCACACCUCUGCAGGUGAAGCAGCUGGUGGAUGAGGAGCUGUUUGCCCGUUAUGAUCGCUUGCUGCUUCAAUCCAGUCUGGACCUCAUGGCUGAUGUGGUCUACUGUCCCCGCCAGCACUGUGGCACUGCUGUUAUGGUAGAGCCGGACACGACCAUGGGCAUUUGCUCUGCCUGCCAAUAUGCUUUUUGCACUCUGUGCAAACUGGGCUAUCAUGGUCUCUCCAACUGCAAAAUCCCUGCAGAUGAAUUACGUAACCUCCGAGACGAGUACCUGUCGGCCUCAAACGAGGGGCAAAAGUUCAUGGAGCAACGCUUUGGGAAGAGGGUUAUCCAGAAAGCAGUGGAAGAAUCCUUUAGCAGAGACUGGCUCAAUGAGAACUGCAAAUCCUGCCCUCGCUGUGGAACCAAUAUUCAGAAAGCAGAUGGCUGUAACAAGAUGACCUGUACCUCUUGUAGACAAUACUUCUGUUGGCUGUGUCAGGGCCUGCUCAGCAAAGUCAACCCAUACAGUCACUAUAAUAACCCCAACUCGCCGUGUUACAGCCAACUCUUUCAGGGUGUGGAUCUUGAAGAAGAAGAUGCCUUCUGGAGCGAUGAGGAGGACUGACUGCAGUGCAGAGCCUUACAGCUGUAUGCUCCAUCUCAAUGCACUUUAUCUCACAUUACCAUCACCUUAACUCUGGCUCUCACUACAUGUCUUUUUACACAGCUGUGUACCAAUGUUAGCGUUUUUCAACACUUGAAAGACAGCUUUUGGUAUGAAACAUAAAUGGCAGAUUUCGCGUAUAUCAAAGAAUCAGGAAAGGAAAGAUUUAUCUUUAAUCUCAAAAGGAAUAGAACAAGAAAGCAGUGGUAAUAGUAGUAAAAGUAAACCCCUUCAAAUAUUUAUCGAAGCAUUCAGCAACGUCUUUGCCUGACUUAGAAAGUCACAUCAAAACAAGGAAAAAGAAAAAUUAACUUUAAAUAAACUUGAGUGUGAAUAAUGAAAUAUAUUUUUAUGAUCCAAUAAAAGGAUCAUACACAUGCAAUAAUGAUACAGAAUAAAACGAAGGAUAAGAUUCGUUACUCCACUUUGAUUUCAUAACUUCUUGGGUUUUGUUGUUUGUUACAGUUUUAGGAAGCUUUUCCUGACUCACAGUGCUCUGUACAAAGUGUUGUUAUGAUGAGUUCAUUCAAACACAUUUUGUGAAGGUCUUAUGAGAAAAGCCAGGUGGGUUAAGAAGUGGAAUUUAAUGAGAUUGGUUGUGGGAAAUGGGUUCAUAAUGAGUUCUAGUAUCAUGCAUAUAGCAGAUCCUCUGAUUGGGUAAUGGGGAUUGGAAUCAUGGUGUGUUUUUGUUCGGGACUUCGGUGCGAGGUAACAGCUCGAUAACAGCCAACGGGCUGGAUUUAUUCAAAACCUGCUUUUUACAACUCAUCUUUUCAUUUGGUUGCCAAACAUCAGUGUCAAGGAAAGGACAAAGAGUAUCUUGAUCAUGUCUAGAAAUACAAAAAAUAUUUUGUAUAAUGUUUGUUAAACAUGUAUAAUUUAUUGUUUUUCUCUCUUGCGUUUGUUCACAAAGGGAGCAGAUGAUGCAAGCAGUUCUAUUUGAACAGAACUAGGUGGACUUAAUCACUGAUUUUCUCCUCACCGAUUCCAAAAACUGUCUCGAAAUAAAUGUUACAACAUAGAA
Messenger RNA from Labrus mixtus (cuckoo wrasse), 2602 nucleotides. It is a transcript of the gene rnf14, whose product is annotated as ring finger protein 14. The transcript is spliced from 9 exons. The coding region runs from base 88 to 1539 and encodes 483 amino acids. Gene Ontology annotation, biological process: ubiquitin-dependent protein catabolic process; protein polyubiquitination; positive regulation of proteasomal ubiquitin-dependent protein catabolic process. Gene Ontology annotation, molecular function: zinc ion binding; ubiquitin protein ligase activity; ubiquitin conjugating enzyme binding. Gene Ontology annotation, cellular component: cytoplasm; ubiquitin ligase complex. The record is from RefSeq and is a predicted model, not a curated record. Lineage: Eukaryota; Metazoa; Chordata; Actinopteri; Labriformes; Labridae.